Helianthus annuus (common sunflower) is the source of this 3384-nucleotide messenger RNA. Its product is annotated as probable LRR receptor-like serine/threonine-protein kinase At1g56140. Gene Ontology annotation, molecular function: protein kinase activity; ATP binding; protein binding. The record is from RefSeq and is a predicted model, not a curated record. Bases 72 to 3179 code for a protein of 1035 amino acids. Gene Ontology annotation, biological process: protein phosphorylation. Lineage: Eukaryota; Viridiplantae; Streptophyta; Magnoliopsida; Asterales; Asteraceae. The transcript has 24 exons.
CAUAUCUCAUUGACCUUUGUUUAAAGUCUUCUGUCUUCCUUCCUCUCAAUUAUCACAACAAAACACAUGCAAUGAUUCUCCGGUUCAAGUUUCCGGCACCAACUCAACCGCUUUCGAAUAUCAUCAUCAUCUUUGUUAUUUGCAUAAUCGAGUUUUAUAUAUCGAAUGCUCAAACUGCUCCUCGAACAGAUCCUUCCGAAGUGAGGGCGUUAAACUCAAUAUUUCAAAAAUGGGACGUUCAAAUUCCAAGGAACCUAUGGAACAUAAGCGGAGAACCAUGUAGCGGAACAGCCCUCGGACCAGAUUUCGACGUGGCUUACAACAACCCAUCCAUCGAAUGCAACUGCACAUUCGACAACAACUCCACUUGCCAUAUUACUAAACUGAAAGUCACUCAACUUAACAGGCGAGGGGUUAUUCCUGAAGAACUUGCUGCUCUAACUUAUCUAGCCGUAUUGAAAAUUGAUCAGAAUGCAUUCACCGGUACCUUGCCUCCGUUCCUCGGAAAUUUUUCGGAUAUGGUGAUCUUGUCACUUGCCCACAAUCGAUUUUUUGGUACAAUACCAAAGGAGCUCGGAAACCUUAAAGAACUAGCAAUGUUGGCUGUGAGUUCCAAUAAUUUUUCAGGCACUCUUCCUCCAGAACUCGGAAAUCUAGUCAAGAUGCAACAAAUUUACCUCGACAGUUCUGGUGUUGGUGGCGAGAUUCCCUCAACAUUCGCCAACCUCAUAGAUAUGCGUGUCAUGUGGGCUUCAGACAGCCCAUUUUCCGGAAAGAUACCUUCGUUUAUAGGCAACUGGACAAAAUUAGAGAGGCUGAGACUUCAAGGGAAUAAUUUCGAAGGUCCUAUACCAGCUAGUUUUUCAAAUUUAACGUCGUUGACUUCUUUGCGAAUAAGUGAUUUGCAGAAUGUGAGUUCAUCUCUUGAUUUUGUCGGCAACUUAAAGAAUCUAACUGACUUAGUUAUAAGAAACGCAUUAGUUUCUGGUCCUAUUCCGACUGACAUUAAUCAAUUGCAAAAGCUAGAAACAUUGGAUUUAAGCUUCAAUAAUUUAAAUGGUUCGCUUCCACCAACAUUAAUGAAUAUGAGUUCCCUAGUUUCUUUGUUCCUAGGAAACAACAGCCUGUCCGGUUCCCUUCUUCCCGACAAAAGUACGAAUCUUCAGAACAUAGAUUUGUCUUACAAUCAUCUGUCGGGAUCUUUUCCUCGAUGGGUGAUUCCAACAUGGUCAAUGGCUAAUCUGCAAUUGAAUUUGGUGGCUAAUAACUUUAAAUUUGACAGCACAAACGUAAGUAUUUUCCCAGGAUUAAACUGUCUUCAGCGAGGCUUUCCUUGCAACAGGAACACAACACCUUAUACCAGCUUUGCGAUCAAGUGUGGUGGCUCAGAAAUAAGAUCCCUCAACAACGUAUUAUUCGAUACGGAGAACAAAACAACUCUUGGACCGGCUUCCUACGAUUUGUUUCAAGAAAAAUGGGCAGUUAGCAAUGGUGGCAUUGUCAUUGACCGAGAUGACCCGUCAUUUAUAGUUUCCACAUCGAUCCAAGUCGAUAACACAAGAUAUCCAGAACUUUACAGAACUUCUAGAAAGUCUCCAGGAUCUCUUAGAUACUAUGGUUUGGGGCUGGAAAACGGGCCAUAUACUAUAACCCUUUUCUUUGCAGAGACCGUUUUUAACCGAACCCCUAACACCUGGCAGGGUCACGGGAGGCGUCUCUUUGAUAUUUACAUCCAGGGAAAUCGUAGACAGAAGGAUUUUGACAUAUCAAAGGAGGCAGGUGGUAUUGCAAGAGCUCUUGAAAAGAAGUUUGAUGUUAUUGUGACACAAAGUUAUCUCGAAAUUCAUCUGUUUUGGGCCGGGAAGGGGACAUGUUGCAUACCCGAACAAGGAGAUUACGGGCCGUUAAUUUCUGCCAUAAGAGUUUCUCCUGAUUUCAAAGUCAAGAGCAAGUCAAACAAAACUGGAAUGAUCGUCGGUAUUGUAGCUGCCGUGACAUCCGUCAUUCUUCUGCUCUUUAUUUUUGGUGUGUACAUGAAAAGGAAAAGGUCAAAAAAUGCAGAAGAAGAUGUAGAGAUUCUUGGAAUGGGGCCGAAAGUAAAAACUUAUACCUAUGCGGAACUGAGAACCGCAACUGCCGAUUUCAGUAGUUCAAAUUUGUUAGGAGAGGGCGGCUUUGGACCUGUUUACAAGGGGAUGCUGAACGAUGGAAGGGUGGUAGCAGUGAAGCGACUGUCGGUAGCAUCACACCAUGGAAGGAGUCAGUUUAUAACCGAAAUUUCAACCAUUUCAGCGGUCCAACAUUGGAACCUUGUGAAGUUGCAUGGUUCUUGUAUCGAAGGAUCUAAAAGACUUCUGGUUUACGAGUAUCUUGAAAACAAAAGUCUUGAUCAAGCACUCUUUGGGAAAACCAAAGUGCACCUUGACUGGUCAACUCGCUUUAAUAUAUGUUUGGGCACGGCAAAGGGACUGGCGUACCUUCAUGAGGAAUCAAGGCCUAGAAUCGUGCAUCGCGAUGUAAAAUCGAGUAAUAUAUUGCUUGAUGGAGAGUUAUGCCCCAAAAUAUCAGACUUUGGAUUAGCAAAAUUAUACGAUGAUAAGCGAACCCACAUGAGUACCCGUGUUGCUGGAACUAUCGGCUAUCUUGCACCAGAGUAUGCAAUGCGCGGGCAUUUAACAUCGAAGGCUGAUGUUUUUGGAUUUGGAGUUGUUUGUCUGGAGAUUCUUAGCGGGAGGCCCAACUAUGACGAGAAAGUGGAUCCUGAACAGAAGUACCUGCUACACUGGGCAUGGAGUCUAUACGAAAGCAACCGUCAUUUGGACCUCAUAGAUCCAUCUUUGUCAUCUUUUGAUGAACAACAAGCUACUCGUAUGCUAGGGGUAGCACUUUUAUGCGUUCAAGCAUCGCCAACGUCAAGACCAGCAAUGUCGCGUGUGAUUGCCAUGCUAUCCGGCGACGUUGAAGUAACUCCGGUCACAACAAAACCAAGUUACUUGACGGAUUGGGAUUUUAAUGAUAUCACCAACACGUUCGAUGAUGAAGAACCUAUUUCUUCUGAAAAUACAACCAUGACGACUGCAACUACGACGACAACUACCAACACAACAACCUCAACUGAAAAUACACCCACAAUGUUGUCGGAGGUUAUGAACAAUGGGAAUCUUAGAGAAGGAAGGUGACACACCAUUGUUGAUUAUUGUCAUACGGUCACAUUUAAAAAAAAUCUGAAUUUUAUUUGUUUACCUUUUUUAUUUCUGAAUUUUAUUUGUUUACCAGAUCGUUUUUUUUUUUUUUUUUUUUUUAUGCACAUUAUUAAGGUCACAUUUUUGCCUCUGUAAUGGUUUUAUUUCAUGUAAAGAAAUUAAAGUAGCAGAUUUUACUCAA